AUGUCGCGGAUGAUCAACCAGCCGUCGAACCAGAUCAAGCUGACUAACGUGUCGCUUGUGCGCCUGAAGAAGGGCAAGAAGCGCUUCGAGAUCGCGUGCUACAAGAACAAAGUCAUGGAGUGGCGGUCCGGGAUCGAGACGGACCUGGACAACGUUCUGCAAAUCCCCAACGUGUUCCUCAACGUGUCCAAGGGUCAGACAGCGCCCAAGGAGGACCUGGAGAAGGCGUUUGGUAAGACCAAGAGCACGGACGACAUCGUGCUGGAGAUCUUGAAAAAGGGUGAGAUGCAGGUCGGCGGGAAGGAGAGGGCAGAGCAGCUAGAAAGAGUGCACAACGAGGUCAUCGGCAUUGUUGCGAGUCGGCUUGUGGAUCCGAGGACGAAAAGGGUCUACACGACCGGGAUGAUUGAGAAGGCGUUGGACAUGUUGUCGUCCGCGGCGCACGGGGAAGAAGGCGCGGACGCGAAGAAGAGCGGGUCGAAGACGGCGAGCGGCGCGGGGACGCCGGCGGCCGGUGAGGACGGGGACGCGAAGCCGCGCGAGAAGGGGAUCCACUGGACGGGCGUGACGACGACCAAGUCGGCCAAGUCGCAGGCGCUGGAGGCGAUGAAGGCGCUGAUUGCGGCGCAGCCGAUCCCCGUGCAGAGGGCGCGGAUGAGGCUGAGGGUGACGUGCGCGACGAGCGUGCUGAAGCAGGCCGUCAAGGAGAAGCCCGCCGCCGCCAAGGAUAAGGGCAAGGGCGGCGACAACAACAACAAUGACGACGACGAGCCGAAGCAGAAGCCCGGCACGGUCAAGGACCGGAUUCUGGGGUUCGUGGAGCAGGUCGAGAGCCAGGACGUGCUGGGCUCCGAGUGGGAGGUGGUCGGCUUCGUGGAGCCCGGGGCGUUCAAGGGCUUGGGUGACUUCAUCGCCGGGGAGACGAAGGGGAUGGGGAGGGUCGAAGUCUUGGACAUGGCCGUAAUUCACGAGGAUUAG
Molecule: messenger RNA, 978 nt
Organism: Colletotrichum destructivum
Lineage: Eukaryota; Fungi; Ascomycota; Sordariomycetes; Glomerellales; Glomerellaceae
Product: Putative ribosome maturation protein Sdo1/SBDS
Exons: 1
Coding region: 1-978 (325 amino acids)
Biological process (GO): cytosolic ribosome assembly; ribosome biogenesis
Source: RefSeq, a predicted model, not a curated record